Truncatella angustata is the source of this 860-nucleotide messenger RNA. RefSeq lists its product as uncharacterized. Lineage: Eukaryota; Fungi; Ascomycota; Sordariomycetes; Amphisphaeriales; Sporocadaceae. The record is from RefSeq and is a predicted model, not a curated record. The transcript has a single exon. Bases 204 to 479 code for a protein of 91 amino acids.
UAGAAGUCAUAAUGGUGGAGCCGGCAGGGAUACGUUGUAUACUACAUUUGUGGGGCUUUUGUCUAAUUCGGCUAUCUUACAGUACUACUUCAACCCAGCGUUGAUAGGUUCGCCCUAAUGGUAUAUCAGUUCCUUCCAACGUCGUUCGACCCUCGAGGCUGAACACAGGACUCUGUAUUUUUCCAAUUUCUGUAUUGGUAGGGAUGUCCUGGUGGCGAAGCCUGUUGAGCUUGUAUUUGGGAGCCGCAAUUGGCACAAGUCUGCUGAGCGAACUGAGAGUUGUUGUGUUCCAGACUUGUUGUUGUUGUACGGAGUCAGCGUUUUCCAAAGACUAUGGUGCUGUGAAAGGUCAUUUCUUACGUGUGUAUCUUUUUAGCAAUGAAGUAGGCGCCAGUGCCAACGAUUGCAAGUUUAAAGAAACCCAUGCCUCGACGUGGUCCGAAUCUAUAGUGGCCGAAUGGGUGGGCAAAUGGAUGUGACGGAUAAAAGUAGGGUCGACGACCAAUCGUGGACCGAUGCAUCUUUGGAAAAGAUAGGUUCGCUACGCGAUCUAGGAGAAUUGUUUAUAUUACUUCUCUUUUGAACGAACACAGGCAACCAUUUAUAAUUUUCGACGUCGAGAAUUAUUCCCGAGCAGUCUCGGGUCCGACCUUCGGACAUUUCGGCUUUUGAGGGCAUAGAGCGGGACAUGGACAACCUGUCAGCAAUUACGAUCUCGGACAAAAGUCUAGUCUAGCGUCGACUCAUCAAGGCCAGCAGGAUCAGGUGACUCUUUGGAUGCAUACACAUGUGAGGCAUUACUCCAUAUACCCAAUUAGGUAGUGACCAAAUCCUUGUUCAAGGACCUAAUCCGAUGAUAG